Arthroderma uncinatum is the source of this 630-nucleotide messenger RNA. RefSeq lists its product as uncharacterized. Lineage: Eukaryota; Fungi; Ascomycota; Eurotiomycetes; Onygenales; Arthrodermataceae. The coding region runs from base 1 to 630 and encodes 209 amino acids. The transcript has a single exon. The record is from RefSeq and is a predicted model, not a curated record.
AUGACCAAGCACGCCAAACACCCUUACCGUGCCAUUCGAGCAAAGUACACCGAAGACACUAUCACCGUAUACCAAGCCUAUUCAAAUGAAAUUGCAGAUGCCGCACUCCAUGCACAAAAAUUUGUCUCCCCGUUUAAACGAGGUCGAAUGACCUGGGUCAAACCCUCGUUUCUCUGGGUAGCAUAUCGGAGCGGCUGGGCAACAAAACCUAACCAGGAGCGCGUUUUGGCCAUAGAGAUUACUCGCUCUGGCUUCGAGUGGGCACUGCGUAAUGCCUGCUUAAGCCAUGUAGACGAAUCGCUCUACAAAGACAAGUCAUCUUGGGAAGAGCGUAUGCAAGCAUCCUGUGUCCGGGUGCAAUGGGACCCUGAACGAGACUUCAAAUUUACUCCGCUCAAUUACCGCUCGAUCCAAAUUGGGCUGAAGGGAGAAGCGGUCGAUCGAUACGUGGACGAAUGGAUCGUGUCUAUCACAGAUAUCACAGAUCAGAUUCAGAAGGUCUCGAGCCUCGUUUCGUCUGGUCGGCUAGGAGAGGCUAGUGAGGAGAUUGCGGAGGAGAAGAUAUAUGAUAUCCCUGAGGAUAUUGUAGCAAUAAUAGGGGCAUCAUAUGGGAUGAAGGGCCCAGGUUGA